AUGAACAUGAUUCUUGUCUUUCUCGCUGUGGUAGCCGUCAGCCUUUCGGAAGUGGCAGGAAAUCCGUGCUCGGAACCGUUUGAACGUGGGCCCUGUCGUGGAUAUCAUCGUGUGUGGGCUUUCGACCAGAGUUCGGGCACCUGCGUUCCACGCGUUUAUGGUGGUUGUCGUGGCAACAACAAUCGCUUCGAAGACAAGGAGACCUGCCAGCAGAUUUGCCUCGGCUGA
Molecule: messenger RNA, 228 nt
Organism: Mesocestoides corti
Lineage: Eukaryota; Metazoa; Platyhelminthes; Cestoda; Cyclophyllidea; Mesocestoididae
Source: the annotation of a GenBank genome assembly